AUGUCAACUUCUUGGAAUGUUGAUCCACAUGCCCUAGAGCAAUUGAAACAUAUUUUUCAAGGUACUUUGUCUUCAAAUAAUCAAGAAAGAAAAUUGGCAAAUGAAGCUUUAAAUGAAGCAAAACAACAACAAGAAAUUGAAAAUUAUUUAUUAAACCUAUUGAUUCACGAUGAUUCAAAUACAAGAUCAGAUGUAAGAGCUGCUGCAGGGAUAAAUUUAAAAAAUCAUAUAUUAAAAAACAGAUCUGAAAACAGACAAUAUGUUUUACAAAAUAUUUUACAUGGCUUAAUGUCUCGGGAAUCGUUAAUUCGAAAUAUAACAGGGAAUGUAAUAACUUCAUUAUUUUCAAUUUAUGGAUUAAAUCAAUGGCCUGAAAUAUUGACAAAUUUAAUUGAAAUAAUAAAUAGUAAUUCAAAUUCAAUUCAACAAGAAGCUGCAUUAUCCGCAUUAAGUAAAAUAUGUGAAGAUUCAACAGUUGAAUUAGAUCAAGAAAUUGGCCUGACGAAACCAUCAAAUUUUAUAAUACAAAAUUUACUACAGUUGUUAAACAAUUCAAAUAAUAAAAUACUUUCAAAUUCAAUUUAUUGUAUAAAUCAAUUUAUACCAUUAAAUACUCAAUCUUUCCUAGUUAUACUAGAUCAAUAUUUAAUGAAAAUUUUUGAAAUUGCUGAAAUAAAUCAUAAUCAACAAGUUUCUAAAAAUAUAUGUCAAUCAUUUUUAUUAAUAUUAGAAUCAAGACCAGAUAAAUUAAAACCUCAUUUAGAUGGUGUUAUAAAUUACUGUUUACAUUUAAUGCAACAAAAUGAUUCAAAUGAAGUUAGUUUAGAAGCUUGUGAAUUUUUAUUAGCUUUAUCAACUGCAAAAGAUAUAAAAGAGAUUUGUACAAAUGAAAAAAUUAGUAUGAUUCUACCUAUAUUAUUAGAUAAAAUGGUUUAUUCAGAAGAAGAUAUUUUAUUGAUUGAAAUUUCUGAUUCAAAAGAUGAUUCAACAGUACAAGAUAAAGAUGAAGAUAUAAAACCAACGAAUAUAAAGUCAAAAGAGACAAAAAAUAAUGGAUCAAGUAAACUUAAAAAUGGUUAUGAAUCAGAUUCAGAAUCUGGUGAUGAUUCAGAUUCAGAUUUAGAAGAUAAUGCAGAAUUAAAUCAAUGGAGUUUGAGAAAAUGUAGUGCUGCUACCUUAGAUGUUUUAAGUGAAAAUUUACCACAAGAAGUUUUGAUAAUUACAUUACCAAUAUUACAAGAAAAAAUUGUAUCAAAAGAAUGGCCAAUUAGAGAAGCUGCAAUUCUAGCUUUUGGUGCAAUGUCGCAAAGUUUUAUACAAUUAGCAGGAGAUAAUUUACCUGAUUUAGUUCCAUUUUUAGUAGAUAGAUUACAAGAUCAAGAACCAAGAGUUAGACAAAUUACAUGUUGGACAUUAAGUAGAUAUUCAAGUUGGGUAAGUGAAGAAGCUCAUGAAGGUGGUCAAUAUUCAAAUUAUUUUGGACCUACUUUCCAAUCUAUUAUAACAUGUGCUUUAGAUUCUAAAAAAAUUGUUCAAGAAGCUGCAUGUUCUGCAUUAUCAUCAUUUAUUGAAGAAAGUGAUUCAAAUUUAAUAACACCAUAUUUAGAACCAUUACUUGAAUUAUUUUCAAAAUGUUUACUAAUCUAUCAACGUAAAAAUUAUAUAAUAUUAUAUGAUUGUAUUCAAACAUUUGUUGAAAAAAUGGGUUAUGAAAAUUUAUCAGCAAAACAAGAAUAUGUAAAUAUUUUAUUACCUCCAUUAUUGAAAAAAUGGGAAAUGUUAAAUGAUGAUGAUAAUGAUCUAUGGCCAUUAUUAGAAUGUAUGGCAUCAAUAGCUGCAACUUUAAGAGAAAUUUUUGCACCAUUUGCCAUACCGGUAUAUGAUCGUGCUAUUAAAAUAUUAUCAAAUUGUAUAUUAUUAGAUCAAGAAUGUUUAACAAAUCCAACUAUAGAGGCACCAGAAAAAGAUUUUAUGGUUACUUCAUUAGAUUUGAUUGAUGGAUUAAUUCAAGGUUUCGAAUAUCAUUCAAUUGAUUUAAUUCAACAAAAUACAAAAUCAAAUUUAAUAGAUUUAUUAUUAAUUUGUUUUGAAGAUUAUAAUGCUGAUGUAAGACAAAGUGCUUAUGCAUUAUUAGGAGAUUUAGCUAUAUUCACAAUAGAUUUAAUUAAACCAAAAUUACAUCAAAUAAUAUUAUCAAUAGGAAAUGAAAUAAAUCAAAGAUCAUAUGAGACAUUCCCAGUUUAUAAUAAUGCAAUUUGGGCAUUGGGUGAAAUGAUAAUAAGAUUACCAGAACAAGAUAUAAAACAAUACCUUAAUAAUCUAGUUGAUUUAUUAACUCCAAUUAUAAAUUCUUCAGAUAUACAAAGCACAGUGAUUGAAAAUGUGGCUAUAUGUCUUGGUAGAAUGGGUAUAAAUGGUUCAGAUAUUGUAUCUUCACGUAUUAAUGAAUUUAUAAUCCCUUGGUGUUCUAAAUUUUUAACAUUGGCAGAUAAUAAUGAAAAAGAAAGUGGUUUUAUGGGUAUGAUUAAUAUGAUUUCUAAAAAUCCAGAUCAUGGAUUUGGUGGUUUGCAAUCUCAACAAGGUCUUAAAAAUUUGGCAUGUUUAUUAACUUGUAUUGCUACUUAUCAAGAUGCAAGUCAAGAUUUACAAAAUUUAUUUAUUGAUUUAAUUAAAAAUUAUAAACAUUUAUUAGGUGAUGAAAUAUGGAAUAAUCAAGUUUUACAAUUUAUGGAUCCUCAAAUUAGAAAUAGAUUAUUACAAUUAUGA
Insectozyma verbasci is the source of this 2766-nucleotide messenger RNA. The record is from the annotation of a GenBank genome assembly. Lineage: Eukaryota; Fungi; Ascomycota; Pichiomycetes; Serinales; Debaryomycetaceae.